CCCACGCUUCCCCGGCUGCAUCGCGCAGGAUUUUCCACCGGCUCCGUGUCCCCGUGCUGCGUGGACACGGGCCGGAUCUACCCCACGUCCUGGAUGCCCGCGCUGCCCUGCGGCUGCCCCGAGGGAGCGCUGUGCGACGGGCAUCGCCACCCGCUCUGCUGCACGUGCCACUCCCGGGACCUCCUCCACGACGGCACGGGGUGGCUGCCGCCGACGCCGCCGGCAUCACCGCCGCCUCGGCGCUCGGCGGCAAGGAGGUCAAGUCGGGGCGACGCAGGGUCGUCGUCAUCGUCGUCAUCGUCGUCGUCGUCGAGUUCGUCUUCAUCGUCGGACGACGACGUGGAUGUGGAGCGUGGGGGGUUCGGGGCCGGCCGCUCGAGGAGGGCGCGCCGGUCGAAGGCGCGCAGGGCCGGCGACGCCGACCGCGGCACGCGGGAGCGGCGCGCGGAGAGACCGAGCCAGGCUUCGCUGAGGGAGAGGCCCGAGUGGAAGUACUGGGCCGGCACGGCGACCUCGCCGCACCACCGCAAGCCGGGCUCCUCGCGCUCGCCUAGGCCACGGAGCCUGAGCGCCGGGGACAUCAGAUCGGCCGUCGUCGCCGAAGCCGCGCCGCCCAUCAACACCAGCUCCAUGUUCUCGGCGGUGGUGAACCCCCAGCGCAGGAGUCGCGCGGUCCAGUCGUCAAUCCUCGCCCACGCCAGCCUGGACUAUACCACCGGCUCCAAGGGAGGCGCGGCCCGCCCGGGCGCCCUCUUCGACCGCCUCGGCGCGUCGGACCGAGCUCGCGCCCGGCAGGAGACGGAGGCCGAGCGAGGCCGCCGGGAGGAGGUGUGGCGACGCUUGGAUCACGAUCAGCGGCGGCACUCGCGCGCCGAGCAGCGGCAGGUCCUCACCGAGCGGCACAGGCGAGACCGCACCCUGGAGCGCCUGUCGGGGGAGGCCGCGCGGCUGGUCGACCGCGAGCGCCAGGAGGCCAACUCAUCGGCCGCGCGACGCACGGCGCUCUCCCGCGCCGAGGAGCUGGCGCGCUCGCACGCGAGGGACGCGCGCGAGGGCGAGCGGGCCCGGCUGCGCGCGGCCGCCGAGCGGCAGCGGGCCCACGACGGGCAGCGGGCCGCCGCCACCGAAGCGGCCGAGAGGAAGGAGGGCCGUCGGCAGGAGGCGCAGCAGCAGCGCGUGCAGGAGCACAACCGGCGCAUCGCCGAGUCUCUGCGCGCGUCCGACGAACGCCUCCUCCGCCGGGACACGGCGCGGCGAGUCCAGAUCUCUGCCCGCGACGGACGCUCGCCUCCCGCCUCCGUGUAGCCCGGCUCUCCAUCCACUCCCCCCCUCCUGACCCCGAGUGACCCAGAUCUCCUCCUGCUCCCCUCCCGAGUGACCCAGAUCUCCUCCCGCUCCCUCCCCUUCCACCUCCGUGUAGCCCAGCUCGCACACACACACACACGUACAUCCGUGUGCGUGUACGUGUGUGUGUGUGUGUGUCGCCGGUGUGCCCGUCGGUUGGGGACCUGUGGGAUUACA
Molecule: messenger RNA, 1521 nt
Organism: Lethenteron reissneri (Far Eastern brook lamprey)
Lineage: Eukaryota; Metazoa; Chordata; Hyperoartia; Petromyzontiformes; Petromyzontidae
Product: CLK4-associating serine/arginine rich protein-like
Source: RefSeq, a predicted model, not a curated record